AUGUUUAUCGCAGUCCCCUAUGCACCACCUCAGUACACUCCAUCAAACAGUUUGUGCCAGUUGGCCACUAUCAGGCUGAACGAGGUAUUGAGGUCUGCCAACCAACUUUUAGUCCUUCCAAAUGUUCGUCUUGCACUAACAAAUCCAUCAACCCCGACACACAACAACGGUCUCGACAACGAAGGGUAUGACUUGAUUACAUACGCAGACUCUUCUAUCGGGUCUGCUCACUCGAAAGAAGGGAAUGCGUGUGCUUAUAUCAAAGACUCGUCGUACAGAAUAAUCUCGUCGUUAGGGAAAGGCACGUUCGGCCAAGUCUUCAAGUGCGAGAACACAAAAAGCCACGAGAUCGUCGCGAUUAAAGUGCUGAAAAACAAACCGUGUUAUUUCCGACAGGGGAUGCUUGAAAUCGCGAUGCUUAACACCGUCAACUUACAUAAUGAAAACAACGACAAAUCAAUUGUUCGUAUUUUGGACCAUUUCUUGUACAACAGGCACGUAUGUGUCGUGUUUGAGUUGUUAGGGUUAAACCUCUACGAUGUCCUUAGGAUUAACAAGAACAAGGGGAUGGGGUACUCCUUUGCACAAACGAUUGGAAGUCAAAUUCCAAGGGCACUUUUGGAGCUCCGAAGAGAGGGGGUUAUCCACUGCGACUUGAAACCAGAAAAUGUAUUAUUAGUCGAUAACAAAACAACAAUCAAAGUGAUCGAUUUUGGAAGUUCAUGUUUUGAGGGAAACACAUUGUACACUUACAUACAGUCGAGACACUACAGAGCGCCGGAAAUCAUUUUGGGGCUACCAUAUACGUGUGCGAUCGACAUGUGGAGCUUUGGGUGUAUCAUAGCAGAGAUGAUGAUAGGGAUUCCAAUAUUUCCUGGAGAGAGUGAGUACAAUCAGUUAGUUAAAAUCAUCGAGAUGGUUGGCAUGCCAAGUACCAAGGUGCUUGAGAUGGGCUCGAAGACACAAAAGUUUUUCAAGCGAGUUCAGAACAGUUUUACAGGAGAAGUGAGUUACGUCUUAUACACACCACAAGAGUUUUGUGAUUUGAAUGGGGUCAAAUACAUCGAGAAUAAAAGAUAUCAUCGGUUCAGAAAUUUGGAAGAGCUUUGUGUGGGAGUGAAUAUGCACAGGGGGGGUGUGAAGAAAUCAAACGACGACGCAAAUAGAAGAGUGUUGUUAGACUUUUUGAAGAAAAUAUUUGUGAUGGACCCGGAGCAAAGAAUGACCCCAGAAGAAGCGUUGGUGCAUCCUUUCAUGCCAUCAGAAAUCCGUACAGAAUAUCAAAAUUUGAGUUAUCAACACUUCAGUAGUUAUGAGAUGAAGAACAGCAGAGAAGAUAAUAGCAUAGGAGCUGUUGUACAAAAGAUGUUCCAAGGCACAAUGUCACUGCAAUUCCUUCGCAACCAAAAUUUCAGUGUUGAGAAGUAUUACCAAAACUACAUUAAGGCGCUCGAUAUGGGAAUUGUACUCAACGUUUUACAUAUAAAUCCUUUUCAUUUCAAUCCGUUCAGAGUCGGUCUCGAGACAAAGAGAAUCUCCGAAGACGUCUCCGAGGAUCUUGGGUUGAAUGCAGACGACGAACUUCCUCCAAUUUUGCCAUUAAACGAAAUGCCAUUGAGAAGCAGAAGUAGGAGUCUUGGCUUUUUCAAGAUGGAAGAAGAGCCACUGGGCGCAAAUGAAGAUGAGUUGCCUUCUAUCGGGCUCACACCAUCACAACAAAUCACGAGGAAAAUGGUCAUGACGCCAACCCGAGGCGGAAUCGGUCAAUUAAGACCACCCACUGCUUGUCCAAGAUCGUCGUUUAAUUCAGUCUUGUCGUCGCCGAAAGGGAAUCCACGAGUAAUAACCAUGUUUUAA
This is a messenger RNA of Entamoeba invadens IP1, 1857 nucleotides long. Its product is annotated as serine/threonine protein kinase ppk15, putative. Gene Ontology annotation, biological process: peptidyl-threonine phosphorylation; peptidyl-serine phosphorylation. Gene Ontology annotation, molecular function: ATP binding; protein serine/threonine kinase activity; protein tyrosine kinase activity. Gene Ontology annotation, cellular component: cytoplasm. The record is from RefSeq and is a predicted model, not a curated record. Bases 1 to 1857 code for a protein of 618 amino acids. NCBI's taxonomy places the organism in Eukaryota, Evosea, Mastigamoebida, Endamoebidae. The transcript has a single exon.